Solenopsis invicta (red fire ant) is the source of this 4131-nucleotide messenger RNA. Its product is annotated as mediator of RNA polymerase II transcription subunit 15. The coding region runs from base 427 to 2583 and encodes 718 amino acids. The record is from RefSeq and is a predicted model, not a curated record. The transcript has 7 exons. Lineage: Eukaryota; Metazoa; Arthropoda; Insecta; Hymenoptera; Formicidae.
CGUUUCUUCGACGCGGCGCGGAACGGAGCGAAGCGGUGAGUCGCGCGUUUCGGCGAGGAAGAGGAUCCCGUCGGCGACGUAGGCGAGCGAACCGAGCGGUGCUGAUCGCCGAUGCGACGCGCCCGCGUCCGGGUGAGGCAAAACGGCAGCUCCCGCCGAGGACGCCGAGACGCUCUCCGACGAUGUCGGCGACUCGGGAACGACGACGCUCACCGUUGAGUUAAUCCUAGAUUCCGCGUGGUUCGGAUCCUUUCAAGAUGCUCGCGAGUGGCCGCGAAGCUGAAUUUUGAGUGAGAAGGAAAGAAAGAGAAAGAGAAAGAAAUUCGAAGGUGACGAGCGGUGGUCGCCUCUCGUCACGUGAUUCUUUCGCGUACGUCACACGUCGCGUGCGAUUUAAAUCCCCGUCGUCUCCGAAAACCAGGAAGGAUGGGCAAGACGAGAGGCGUCCACGAGACGACUCCAGAGCUGAGGAAUCGGAUGGUGGGAAUGUACGAAGCCGGUCUAGGCCUACGGGAAAUCGCCGCCGCAGUCAAUUGCUCACAACGUACGGUGAAGAGAUGGCUGAACAGAUUUGAUAAGGAGGGUACAGUCGAAACUCGGGAGCGUUGCGGGCGCAAAAGAGCCACUACUGUGGAGCAGGAUGAGGCGAUUGUUCGUCUGGCUAGUCAGACGCCUAUAACAGCGGCGAAGGCGGUGCUUCCUGCACUGGGUCUUACCUGCUCAGUGGAUACUGUGAGAGAGAGGUUGCACAAGGCUGGAAUUCAUAACUGGAGCCCUUCGCGCAAAUACAUGCAAAGGAUUCCAUUGGGUGAUGCGGAUGGCGCGGCGAUUCAACAGGCGGUAUGGCGUCCGACUGGUACCCAGUUGGGCAAGAAGAAAACUUCCAAGGAUUCAAGUAAAUCCGAGAAGAGUAAUGUCAUGGUUAAAAAGAAGAAUCCAUCGAAGAAGGCAAGAUCUCGAGAGGUGUACACUAACGACGGCGCACCGUCGGAAAGUUUGAAGCAGAAUCAGAACUCUGAUCAGCAACAGCAGCAGCAGCAGCAACAGCAAGAAUUUGUGUUUUCUCAGCAAAAUCUUCCUCCACUAUCUUCCGGUCCUCAAGUAACUGAAAUCCAACCCUCUACGCAGCCUAUAUCCACGACUCAGACGGAGUUUGGUAACGCAUUGAGCCUGGUGCAUCAACCGCAGCCUAUCUAUCAGCAUCCGGGAUUGAACAUGGUGCAAAAUUGGCCGUUAGAUUUAGUGCAAGGCAGUCAUCAUUAUCCACAGGGGCAACCAAAUCCUCUGCCUCACGAGCACCCACCACCGCAAUCGCAACUGCAAGAGUUGCACACACAGCAGGAACAGCAACAGCAUCACACGCAACAGGCCCAGCAGCAUGUGCAGGCACAAGUACAGACACGACUACAGGAUCAGUCACAUCAGCAGAAUACUCAAUCUCAUCAUCAUAAUCUCGACCAGCAGCGACUGUCGGUGGAACAUCAGAUUCAGCAUCAGCGUCUACAGUCCGGUAUACCUAGUCCCGAGCAGACGUGUAUAAUCAUAGGAUCGGAUAGUUCGAAUACCUGUAGUUCUAACGAGAAUAGCCAGUCGUCCUGCGAACACCAGAAUACGGAGCCGUUGCGGAAAGGCAGCGAGAAAUCGGAACGACAAAGGAAAAAGAAGAAAGGUGGCAAAGCGAAAGGAACGUUAGAAACUAGCGUGGAGAUCAGAAAUCGCAUGAUCGGAAUGUCCGAGGCCGGAUUGUCCACUCUCUCCAUCGCUUUGGCGAUCGAUAGAUCGGAACGUACUGUUAAAAGAUGGUUAGAAAGAUGGCAUAAGGAAGGCAAUGUGCAAACGAAGGAACGAAAGGGUCGACGUCGAAUCACUACCAAGGAACAAGACGAACAGAUCGUCGCGAUGGCUACUCAGCAUCCUCUCACUGCUGCUAAAUACGUAGCACCUGCACUAGGUCUUAAGUGCAGUGUAGAUACAAUUAGAGAGAGGCUGCAUAAAGCUGGGAUACAUAGCUGGAAGUUGGGCAAAAAACAAGGGGAAGGCAAUGCAGUUCACACAGUUCAUUUAUGGCAACCGAGUGGCAAUCGCCCUAACAAACCAAAAAUGCCUGGCGAAAAGAAGAAGAAAAGUAACGAUAAAAAGCGUAAUCAGACAGCAAACAACAAUCAAAAACGUAUCGCACGGAAGAAGAAGAGCAACGAACCGCCACCGCCAAAAACGACUCCGCCUCCGGCAAAUAUAAUACCGGAACAGUCUGCAUUAUCGUUUCAUAAUCCUGGAAACAUGGCAAGUUAUGUUUCAGGCCCUACUAUAAUGCAGCCGGUGCAUAAUAUUACCGCGCCACCUCCAGCACUGCCGCAGCCGCAGCCACCUUUACCACCACCGGCACCGCAACCGAUGCAACCGAUGGGCCCAAUAAUGCAACAGCGACCGGAUUGCAGAUUGGCACCGAUAAUCCCGCCCGUGUCGGGCCCGGGCAAUUCUGGCGUUACUUAUCCAUCAUGUAUGGUCGGCGGCAGUAGUCACGCGAGUCACAUGGAGCAAACAGAUCCACUAAAUUACGAACCAUAUAUUUGGAGUUUUUAAAUACAUUGGAACGACUAGCUGAACCGCAUAGUAAAACUGAAAAUGAAAAAAUUUUAAAGUCACUUCGAUUAAUUCAAUCAUAAUUAAAUUAAUCGUCGAAAGUUAACCGGGGUUGGUCGAAGUGGCCCUAAUUGCAUUUGGACAAAUUUGGCUAUUCGUCAGAACUCCUCAAAAUUUAUAUUUACAUGAAAAGGGCUCCACAACGUUUGAGAAUUCGAACAGAGUUCGUGUCAAUACGAUUAAGAUAAGUAUUUUAAUAUUGUGUACGAUUUAAAUUAUAUACAUAAAUUGCAAUAUUAGAAGGUACUUCUGUAUAUGUGCAUUUGUAAAAGAAGAAAGCUCUUACUGAUUUUUAUUGUUAUAUGUAAGAAAAGUUAUUGACUUUAUCAUUAUUAACUUUAAUGAGAGACUUUUAUAGUAACAUAUAGCGUUUAGACCAAUUUAAAUCAACUACUGAAGAGACUACAGUAUGUACAUAUAGAAUCGUAUAAAGUAGAGCAAAGACGUAUAUCACGUUUAUUUUGCUAUAUGUCGUCUCUUCAAAUAAUGUGCAGUCAUAAUUAGAAGUCAUAUAUUAAAAAUUGAUUUUUAUACAAUGCGAUCAAACAUUAUUAAAUUAAGAUUAAUUAGCAUUUAUGUUGUAAAUAUUUUUAACAGCUGACAAAAAAGAUCUAAAUAACAAAUGAAUUUCAACACAAAUAUCUGAUAAUUCGGUAUAUAAACUACUUUAAUAGUUAUAUAGAAUAGAGAAUCCAAGCUUCUUAAUGAAUCCAGUGAUAGAUCUAUUUUCGAUAUAACUCCUAUUCCUUUUUUGUGAAAAUUUUAUAUAUAUAUUCAUAGAUGAUUUUAGAUAGCAUAUAUUCUAUACAUUUAAUUAACAUACAUGAAUCUGCUUUAAAAACUACAGUACAAAUUGGUAUGUUCCAAUUAGAAAAGUGCAAAUGAGUUUCAGAAACAGGCUGCCAAAAUACAUCCAGAGUAUAAACUGCCUUUUCUAUAUAAUAUUUAUAUACAAACAUAAGUUAUAAUAAUUAUUUUAUCAUAAAAGUUUGAAAAAAAUCAAUGUUUUUAAAUGCAGCAUUCGAUUAAAGAUUUGGUAUUACACAAAAUUUUGUUCCAAAAAUUGUUUUAAACAAAGCAGUAUUCAUAUAGUUCGUCCGCAUACAAUUGCCGGUGGUACAAAUGCAAAGUAGUGCACUAGUUACAUGAAAAGUGUGAGAUAUUAUAGAUAAAUUUUCGUCUGAUGUUCAAAAUUUUCAUUCAUGCAUUAAUAUUAAAUAGUAGAGAGUAUUACGUACUCAUAUCGUUACAAGUGAGAAUGUGUCCCAUUGUAUUUUACAAUACGUAACAUUAUAUCAACUAUAUAAUGUUACGUAUUGUAUAUAUCACAUUAAUAGAAAUAUUUUCAACUACAUCCAUCUCGUUUUGUAUUUGUUUUAUAAAGGAAAAUAAAAAUAAUUACUCAUUCUCCAUUGUUGUAGGCUGGGCUCUUCUUUGAGAAUAACAAUGUAUCUUUUUAUACAUAAAAGAGACACUAGUCGAUUGCAU